GCUGCACUAGUACAAACACAUCUUAGAGGGGCGGGGAGAGGCGGCAGAAUCUUAUCGAUAUCGCCUUGCGGCUGUCACCUAUCGCCUCAACCUCGACGACGUCUUCCUUCUGGGAGGAGGAGCAAGGUGAAACGCAACACAGACGACACCGUGGUGCUAGGUGCUGUGCCUUGAAUAUACCUACAACAAUACGAUAGAAACGACCACGACAACGACGCUGGACGUCUGAUCCGCUAUCCUCACUACCAAAUACCAUUUAACCCCCACCACAACCACCUCACCCACAUCAUCCUCAUCCCGAACAUCUACUAUAUACCCCACAGCCACACCCAAACCACACACCACCCACCCACCCAGCACCGCCUCACGGCCCCCUCUCCUUCAAAAUGCAAGGUUUCAACAUGGGCCGCUACGUCCCCCCCGAGCACGAAGGCCUCACCUCCGCCAACGCCCUCCAAAAAAAGCACCCCCUCGGCUCCCGCGCCUCAAAAUCCCAUCUCGGCAUCCUCACCGUCCGCUUCGAGAUGCCCUUCCCCAUCUGGUGCACCACCUGUCCAAAACCCACCAUAAUCGGCCAGGGAGUACGGUUUAACGCCCAGAAGCGGAAGGUUGGCAUGUAUCAUAGCACGCCGAUCUGGGCGUUUGGGAUUAAACAUGCUGCGUGUGGGGGGGGGAUAGAGAUUAGGACCGAUCCGAGGAAUACGGCGUAUGUGGUUACGGAGGGGGCGAGGAAAAGGGAUUUGGGGGAGGAGAGGGUGGGGGAGGGGGAUACGGUGAUAUUGAGUGAGAGGGAGAGGGAGGAGAGGAGGGGGAAUGCAUUUGUGGGGUUGGAGGGGAAGGUGGAGGAGAGGGAACGGGUGGAGGGGGCGAGGGAGAGGAUUGGAGAACUACUGGAGGAGAGGAGGGGGUGGGAGGAUCCUUAUGAGGCGAAUCGAAGACUUAGGGGGGUGUUUAGGGAGGGGAGGAAGGGGAGGGAGGGAGAGGCGAGGAGGGUGGAGGGGAUGAAGGAACGGUUGGGGUUGGGGGGGUGGGAGGGGGUGGUUUUGCCCGCAACGAGGGAGGAUGGGUUGAGGGCGGAGUUGGCGUUUGCUGAUGUUGAUCGGAGGAGAGAGGAGGAUGGAGGGAAUGGGAACGGGGAGAGGGAGGGGAAGGGGGAGGGGAGGCUGAGAAGCGCGAAGAAGAAGAAGAGGAAACCACCAGGCCCAGAAGAGAGGAAAGAGAUGCUAGCAAAGACGGUGGAGAGGAAUACGCGCGUGAGGAUGGAUCCGUUUCUCGAUGGCGGCGGCGCGCGGGUGGCGGGCGGGAGGGCGGUGUUGGGGGUUAAGCGGAAGCGCGAGGUGGUGGGGGAGAGGAGUGGGGGGAGUGAAGGUGGUGGAGGUGGAAGUGAAGGUGGAAGUGGAAGUGAAGUUAAAGCUGGGGGAGAGGGUACUGCAGCGGGCGCAGGACCAGGAGUGGCAAUAACGACUAGCAAGGGGCUGCUGGUGGAUUAUGAGUCUGAGUGAUCGGAUGGGGGGUGAGAUGGAUGGGGUGAGAUUGAGAUUGAGAUUAGAAUUAGAGUGCUGCGAGUAGUACUCUGCUGUACAGUAUGGGGAAAUGGGUAGAGGCGUUGAUGACUGCCCCUCUGACGUCAGGGGGGAGGAUGUGAGAAUGGAUUGUGGUCUAGAUGUUGUACUUACCAAACAGACUGGACAGGGUAGAAGACUGGAUGGGAUGGGAUGGGAUGGGAUGGGGGAGUUGUACUCUUGUACUCAGUACUGGGAUAUAGCAUAAAGUAAGGGGUAUAUUGUACUCUAGCCGGAUCGUUAUUUCGUUGGGAAGCUGCACACUGCACUGUACUGCACGCACUGCAAGCACCUCUCUGUCUGCCAAAGCGUGAAUCCAUCGUGGCCUCCUGCCCCAAACUCAUGUACCUCCCCACUAAAUUCCAGUGACGAGGUACAUAAGCCCGCCCAACCACCCGUCCCCCAAAACACCUGCACGCACCACCACACAGUAAAACAGCACCACACACCCAAAUCCCGUGCACUCCCAC
Molecule: messenger RNA, 2032 nt
Organism: Pseudogymnoascus verrucosus
Lineage: Eukaryota; Fungi; Ascomycota; Leotiomycetes; Thelebolales; Thelebolaceae
Exons: 1
Coding region: 387-1502 (371 amino acids)
Biological process (GO): mRNA splicing, via spliceosome
Cellular component (GO): U2-type spliceosomal complex; post-mRNA release spliceosomal complex
Source: RefSeq, a predicted model, not a curated record